Spea bombifrons (plains spadefoot toad) is the source of this 2871-nucleotide messenger RNA. It is a transcript of the gene USP2, whose product is annotated as ubiquitin specific peptidase 2. NCBI's taxonomy places the organism in Eukaryota, Metazoa, Chordata, Amphibia, Anura, Pelobatidae. Gene Ontology annotation, biological process: protein deubiquitination. The transcript has 13 exons. Bases 906 to 2591 code for a protein of 561 amino acids. Gene Ontology annotation, cellular component: cytoplasm. The record is from RefSeq and is a predicted model, not a curated record. Gene Ontology annotation, molecular function: cysteine-type deubiquitinase activity.
AUAAAAGAGGCAUGUCUGGCAAUCCUAGUAUGUACGCCAACUAUUAAUAUGGCAUUUUCCAAGUGCUAUUGAAUUGUUUUACAGAAAAUACCCCCCAUCUUAUUUGCAGGGCAGGCCUGUGCAUGCUUUUACUUAGUAAACACAGGCCAGAUGAAGUCAUUAUGUUUGCAGCUCCUUCAAUGAGCAGCUUGAAAAGUGUUUGUAAUCAGGGUCAUUCCCAAGGUAACGGACUCAACAGCCAUGUGAGACAGCUCGGCUCCUCUUACAGGAGCGAAAGAGAAAACAAGGAGAGCAACCGAACGAAACAGACAAAAAAAACAACAGAUUUGGAAAGAAUUCCGAAGAAACAGAAAAAAGAACACAAAACUAAGAAGAAACAGAAAAGAUUUAAUGAAGACAAAGAGAGGCAAAAAGGAAUGUUUAUGAUUAUUGAAGGCAGGUGCGAGAAAGAAAAGCCAGAAUAAAACUAAAGUAGUAAAAGGAAAGGACAGAAUGUCUACAGAUCAGUGAUCAGAUGUAAGAGGGUAAUCGGGAGGUAAAGUAAAAGUAAAGUAAUUUAGAUAAAGUAAAAAAAAACAAGCCUAUAGGCAAGGAGUAAUAUAAUGUGCAUAAGAAUUUAAGAGUGCAGUGUGUAGAACAGAAAAAUGAUUAACAGUUAAUAUAUAAGGCAACGUAACAUAGCACAAAAGGAUAUGAUAAUAGAGGAGCAGAGAAGAAAAGAAUAAAAGAGAUAAGUAUUAGCAGGGGAAUAUAUAAGCGUGAUAGGAACUGGUUACGGAAAACGAAAGGCGAAGACAACACUUUUCUCUAGAAUGUAACAUUCUGCAGGAAUGGGAAGAAGUCACACAACCAAGUGAAAGGAUUGUCCAUGCUGGGGAACCCUAUUGCUCUUAUUGAACCGCAGUAUGUCUUACACUUCCUCCACCCUCAAGAGAUAUGUGGAUACCUCAUAUACCAAAGGUUAUGGAGGCCUCAGCUCUUACACAUCCAGCCUUGGCACAUCUUACACUGAUCGAGAUAGGCUCCCUUACAAAUCCAGCUUCAGUAGCUCAUACCUCUCAAACUCCCAUCUGCGCUCCUACCCAGAGCUUGAACGAAGCCUUCCACGCCUUGAUGUAACCAACAAGAGGACAGACAUUCUAGCACGUUCCCCGUCUAAAUAUGGGACCAAUAGCUUAUCCACAUACUCUUCUGGUUACAGUAACACAUAUUCAUCACUUGCAACCUCCUCAACCACAUCUUUGUCUCGUAGGAAGUCCUCCAGCCAUACAGACCUUUCUCAUGGACUUUCUGAGCUUCGUGCCUCAGACAGUUACUACUCCCGCAGCCCUGCAUUAACACGUACUCGCCUAAAUGUGGAUAACACCACACAACUUUCGCGAUCAUCCAACAGCAAUGAUGUCUAUGAUGUCUGUGGCAAGAAACGGGGUGGUGCAAAUGGCUAUAGCAUUCCCCGUGUGUCUGCUCCAGAACCAGUCACUUCAACUUUGAAGUCACGCUUCACUUAUCCACAUGAACAGAAUAAUGAAUCCAACAGCAAAGAAGAGCAGCCGGUGAAGUCAGUACAGGGUUUGGUUGGCCUGAGGAAUCUUGGAAAUACGUGCUUCAUGAACUCCAUACUACAAUGUCUGAGUAACACCAAGGAUCUCAGGGACUAUUGUCUGCAGAACACUUAUCGACGGGACCUUAACUCAAAAACCUGUAAUAGUGCAAUCAUGGAGGAGUUUGCUCGUCUUCUUCGUGCCAUGUGGACAUGUUCAAUCAAUGAAAUUGUCAGCCCCUCGGAGUUUAAAACUCAAAUUCAGAAAUAUGCUCCACGCUUCAUGGGAUACAACCAGCAGGAUGCUCAGGAAUUUUUAAGAUUUCUAUUGGACGGAUUGCAUAACGAGGUCAAUAGGGUGACCGUCCGACCCAAACCCACCUGCCAGGACCUUGACCACAUGCCUGAUACUGAAAAGGCCAAACAAAUGUGGAAACGAUACUUGGAGAGGGAAGACAGCAGGAUUGUAGAGCUGUUCGUAGGGCAGCUGAAAAGUUCCCUCACCUGUAUGGAGUGUGGAUAUUGUUCUACCGUGUUUGACCCCUUUUGGGACCUGUCGCUUCCCAUUCCCAAGAAGAGUAUACCUGAAGUUUCCCUAAUGGAUUGCAUCCGUCUCUUUACCAAAGAGGAUGUCUUAGAUGGAGAAGAAAAGCCAACAUGCUGCAGAUGUAAAACUAGAAGACGAUGCACCAAGAAAUUCACCAUCCAGAGAUUUCCUAAAUUCCUUGUGCUUCAUCUCAAGCGAUUCUCAGAAGCUCGUAUCAGAAGCAGUAAACUCUCCUCGUUUGUAAAUUUCCCUCUUAGAGAUCUGGACUUGCGUGAAUUUGCAUCUGAACCAAGCUCUCAAGCUAAAUAUAAUCUGUAUGCUGUGUCUAAUCACUCGGGUACUACCAUGGGAGGACAUUACACCGCAUACUGCAAGAACCCUAAUAACAGUGAAUGGUACACCUUUAAUGACUCAAGAGUUACGCCAAUGUCUUCCAGCCAGGUUAAAAGCAGCGAUGCAUAUGUUUUAUUCUAUGAAUUGUCCGGUCCUUCCUCUCGAAUGUAAACUGGAGUCCUGACAUCUUGCCUGGACUCACACUUUUACCGCAGAAAGCCACUGGACUGUUAUUUUUUUACUAUCCUGAUUGUGAAGUGCACACAUGGGGACAAAUAACCACCAGCAUUUUAUACAGAGACAUCAUCUGUCUCAUCACCUUGGACAAAGGGCAUGGACUAUUGCCCUUUAUUGGCUCAGUACUGAAAAUAUAUUGUGCUAGUAGCGAUAAGUUAAUGAAGGAAAACUACCUUUGGCUUUAAGUGAUUAAUAAAGGCAUGGUUAUCUUGUU